This is a messenger RNA of Pectinophora gossypiella (pink bollworm), 1927 nucleotides long. RefSeq names its product innexin inx2-like (gene Inx4). Gene Ontology annotation, cellular component: gap junction; plasma membrane. The transcript is spliced from 4 exons. The record is from RefSeq and is a predicted model, not a curated record. The coding region runs from base 187 to 1299 and encodes 370 amino acids. Gene Ontology annotation, molecular function: gap junction channel activity. Lineage: Eukaryota; Metazoa; Arthropoda; Insecta; Lepidoptera; Gelechiidae. Gene Ontology annotation, biological process: phototransduction.
GUUUUGACAGCAAACCUCAAUCAAACGCGUGCGUAAUUUUUCAAAUUAAAACAUUAUUAGGUUUGUGGGUAGCUAAACAUCUUUUAAAUCGUUUAUUCUGCUCUCAUUGCCUUGUCAGCGAGUGAUAAAGCUUUAACGUAGAGUAUUUAAGUGCUUUUCACCAGAUAAGGUGUAAACGCGCGCAAGAUGAUAGAUCUGUUUAUGCCCUUUCGGGCGUUUCUGAAGUUCGAGAAUGUAUGCACGGACAACAAUGUGUUCCGCAUGCAUUACAAAGUGACGGUGAUCAUGUUGUUGGUGUUCACGCUGAUGGUGACGUCGAAGCAGUUCUUCGGGGAGCCGAUCCACUGCAUGAGCGACGGGGAAAAGGACAACGAUAAAGAAGCCAUCAAUAGCUACUGCUGGAUCUACGGCACCUACACGCUUAAGAGCCGACUGAAAGGAGAGGAAGGCAAGAACAAUGCAUACUAUGGUGUGGGUCCGAGCAUAGAUGACGAUGAGCAGAUCAAGCAUACAUACUAUCAGUGGGUGUGCUUCGUGUUGCUCGGGCAGGCGGUCAUGUUCUACACGCCACGGUACCUCUGGAAGAUCUGGGAAGGAGGACGGCUGAAGGCCUUGGCUGCUGACUUGUCAAGCCCGCUGGUUUCCAAGGAUUGGUCGGAGUACCGCCGCGGCGAGCUGGUCUCCUACUUGAGCUACACCAACAUCUACACGCACAACAUGUACGCACUGCGCUACGCCUUCUGUGAGCUGCUCAACCUGAUCAAUGUAAUUGGCCAAAUAUUUCUCCUGGAUGUUUUCCUCAAUGGCGCCUUCAGCCACUACGGCGCGGCGGUGGCCGCAUUCACGCACACGCCGCGCGUCCCGUCCGGCGGCGCCAGCUUUGAGACCGUCAACCCCAUGGACAAGUACUUCCCCAAGCUCACCAAGUGUUGGAUACGCAGCUACGGACCUUCGGGCACCAUCCAACUCAAGGACCGCCUCUGCGUGCUGCCGCUCAACAUCGUCAACGAAAAAAUCUUCGUCAUUCUCUGGUUCUGGUUGAUCACGCUGGCGUUCGCAUCGACUUUGGCCAUCCUGUUCCGUAUCCUGGUGUUCUCCAUGCCGCCGCUGCGCACUGUCAUGAUCAUGGGGCAACUGCGUUACGUCAAAAAGUCCCUAGUGUCGAGAAUCAUAAAGCAAUUCGGGUUCGGCGACUGGUUCAUACUGUACUUGCUCGGGAAGAACAUGAAUCCCCUCAUUUAUAAGGAACUCAUUGUGGAACUGUCCAAAGAGUUAGAGCAUAAGACUGUUGUUGUUUAACAUAUUUCCAUACUUCUUUUGUUUUCUUUUGUAGAUGUAAAAAUCUAAGGUUGUGCCUUGUAUUAUACAAUUGUUAAGACUAACAAUACAGGGUGUAUUAUAAGUGUAAAUUAAAGACUGAUUAGUUACAAGUUAAAGUAUGGUAACUACAAGUUUAGUAAUAUGCCUAAUUGUGAUCUCUGAUAUUGUUAUUACUUCUAAAUUAGAAUAGAUCUUAUUUUUUGUUGUUUUUCUUUUUGUUUUAAUAAUUACUAAAUGUUACUUGACAGGGUUCUAGUAAGUUUGAUUAAUCUUCUUGUAGAAAUAGUUAUGCUUAAAUGAUUGCCCAGUUGUUUGUAGUUUCAAUACAUUUUGUUUUAUCAAAAAUGUUAAGAAAAACUUGAUACAUGGUGUGUAUGUACACAAAAAUAGUUUGUUUUUAUUUGGCAAAUUGUCAAUAAGUGUUAGAACCUAAGUUAUUGGUUUAGCAUUUUAAGUUUGGUACUGAUUGCAAAUUCCGUCCAUAGUUAUCUAUCACCAGUAAUUAACUUUCAAUUCAUAAGAUGCUCUGCAUUUCCUGGAGUUGAAUAUUGUAUAGAUUCAUAACUUGUGUUAAUAAAGUUUUCUAAAAUAACAAAUCUUUUACCUA